GCUGCGUACGGCGUGUGGACGAUUCAGCGGCCUGCAGCCAUGCGCGGCUUGGCGGAGCGGGGUUCCUGCACCCCAGCGGCCCCGUGCGGGUGCACUCAGCCGGCCCUGGAGACAGGAAAUCUUUUAACUGAGCCAAUAGGCUACUUGGAGUCGUGUUUCUUGGCCAAGAAUGGUACUCCAAGGCAGCCGUCCAUUUGCAGCUACUCCAGAGCCUGUUUGAAGAUCAGAAAGAGCAUCUUUAAUAAUCCUGAGCAUUCCUUGAUGGGCCUGGAACAGUUUUCUCAUGUUUGGAUUUUGUUUGUUUUUCACAAAAACGGCCAUUUGAACUACAAGGCAAAAGUACAGCCGCCUAGGUUGAAUGGGGCAAAGACUGGAGUGUUCUCCACAAGGAGCCCACAUCGCCCUAAUGCAAUAGGACUGACGCUGGCCAAGCUGGAGAAGGUGGAAGGUGGCACUGUAUUCCUGUCUGGAAUUGACAUGAUACACGGCACACCCGUUUUAGACAUAAAGCCCUACAUUGCUGACUAUGACACACCACAGAACUUGGAGCCUCUGGAGGACUUGAAUGUGCAGCAUAACCACCAUAAGCCUAGGGCCGCAUCUCAGUCUGAUGGCACAGCUGACAGUUGUGACCAGCGGCUGCUCCCAGGGUGUGAGAAUGCACUGCACUGCCAUAGCGCUGAGGAGAAACUGAAGUGCCUUGAAGACAGGACCCCAGAAGACACCUCCCAGAAGCCCAGAGAUGGCACAGAAACCCGGCACACUUUGCCUGGGGACAGAGAGAGAAUAGUGGGUGUGGCGCUGGAAUCAAGCAGAAGUGCCGGUGUGGAUGUGGCUGAAGAGCAGUGUGGCCCACAGAAUCUGAAGAACUUUCUGGACAAAGGCACAGAUAGGUCAAGGAACAUAGACCGUGCCGUGGUCCUGCAGGGGAACAAUGCAGAGACACAGUGGACUUCCUUCCAUGCCAGGACAGCUGACAGAGCGCCCUGCAGUGUCGUCCCUGCCUGGGUGAAGGAGGCCCCUGCAGCCUCGUUACAAGUCCGGUUUACUCCUCAUGCGGAGAUGGAUCUGAGGAAGCUCAGUUCAGGAGAUGCGGGUCAGAUGUCAUUUAAAUACUUCCAGUCUGCAGAGGAAGCCAGGCGUGCCAUCGAGGCUGUGCUGUCGGCAGACCCCCGGUCUGUGUAUCGGCGGAAGCUCUGCCAGGACCGCCUUUUCUUCUUCACUGUUGACACAGCUCAUGUCACCUGCUGGUUUGGCCAGGGCUUUGCCGAGGUUCUGCAGAUUAAACUGGCUUCUGAGCCUGUUGAGAUGACUGACCCUGAGGAGUCCUUGGUGGCCCUGGGGUCUUGAGCCCCAUCGUGUAUUUAGAUGGCCUAGUUGAUCUCUGGGUGAGCUGCUUUUGUCCUUUUACUGCUUCAGUUGGUGCCUUUUACAAUAUUUAUUUCAAGGAAAUUGUUGUUUGAUUUUGGCUUUGGUUUUGAUUUUUCAAGACUAUUUUCUAUGUAGCCCUGGCUGUCCUGGAACUCCAGGAUAGACAGACUGACCUCAAACUCACAAAGAUCCACCUGCCUCUGCCUCCACUGUGUGCCCUCAUACCCGGUGAAGGAAACAUGUGUUCAUCAAUGUCCCCGAGAGCUGUGAGGCACAGCGUCCCCACCCUGUGCUUUCCUCCAGUGCCGCAGACUCCCAAAGCGCUGCUGUGGGUAACUGCCUGGGAACUCUCAUUACUGGUGCUUGACACAGAGAACAUUCUCCUUUAUUUUAUUGGUUUUUCAAGAUAGGGUUUCUCUGUUAACUCUGACUGUCCUGGAACCAUGCUCUCUAGGCCAGGCUGGCCUUGAACUCAGAUUCACCAGCCUGUGCCUCCUGAGUGCUGGGUUUCCACGUCACAGCUGAUCCAUUCAUCAGUUCACACUGACUUUUCCCACUCAAGAGCCUGUUGUAAAUCACACUGAGAUGUGUGACCAAAUAAGACCAAGUGACCGUAGCAAUCUUUAUGGAUGAAAUUCCGGCUUUAGGGUGACAUUGUUACACACACAUGCAAACAACAAAUCGGAGCUCCUUGAAUAUCCCUAGUCAGAAAGGAAAACUACCCCCUCCCCCACCUCAAGUGAGUGGCUACUGGUUUGUCUCUGACUCUGCUAAGAAGCCAUGACUCAGCUUUUGGUGAUUACCACGAGCCGAACAAAAUGUGGGGCAGAGUUCAAGGCACACACUCACAUAGCCCAGGCUGUCCUGGAACUCUGAUCCUCUUGCCUCGGUCUCCUGGUCUCUGAAGCAUUUCGUGUCGCAAGUCAUGGUUUGUGGAGGAAGUAGACACACGUGCCAGAGUGGAUACAGUUUGAUAAACUAAUUAACACCGCACAGUUGUGUGCCGCGCAGGAAGCAAUUACAGGGGUGUGUGGCUUGUAGGUGAUUUUAAUGAGGCGCUCUGAGAUAACUGAAGAUUUACGAUCGGUGUAGCCAAAUUAGACUCCUGUCAACUUGGUACUCUUUCCUAAUCACAGCUACAGAUCUCAGAGCUGAUUGAUCAUGGUUUGGAACCAGCCCAUGGCCUGUGGGAACUUGUGCAGUCAUUGGCUGACGCCAUCCCACUCCUGAGCUGUCUGCUGGGUAGCUGUCGUUUCCUUUGACACUGCUUACAGUGUUUUCUGACAAGAUCUUAAAUUUGAUUUUUCUAAAGCUUUUUUUUUUCUUCUGAAAUACAGACUGUAAGAAGUUGUGAAAAUAACUCAGAGGUCCCUUCUAGCCUUUCUGGUCUUCCGGUGAAAAGAUCUAAAAGUAUAUUAAAGUAUUACAGUGAAGCAGUUGGCAUUGUAGGGCCUAUCUUAUAGUCUGCUUCUGAUGCCUUUGUGUGUGUUCGUGUGGGUGUAUGUUGUGUGGAUAUGUCACAUGUAUGUGUUUGUGGGUGUAUGUUGUGUGGAUGUGUGCACAUGUAUAUGGA
Molecule: messenger RNA, 2944 nt
Organism: Microtus oregoni (creeping vole)
Lineage: Eukaryota; Metazoa; Chordata; Mammalia; Rodentia; Cricetidae
Gene: Trmo
Product: tRNA methyltransferase O
Exons: 5
Coding region: 40-1350 (436 amino acids)
Source: RefSeq, a predicted model, not a curated record